Messenger RNA from Caenorhabditis briggsae, 240 nucleotides. The transcript is spliced from 2 exons. Lineage: Eukaryota; Metazoa; Nematoda; Chromadorea; Rhabditida; Rhabditidae. The record is from RefSeq and is a predicted model, not a curated record. Bases 1 to 240 code for a protein of 79 amino acids.
AUGAUUGACAAAAUUUGUGUGCACGAGGCGCCGGUGACCACUCAAACGCCGCCCGUUUCAAUUUCGACGCCGAACCCGAAACGCGAAGAGAAGAGCUACGCGGCGCUAAGCUUGAUUGGGCCAUCUAGGAGAAAUGACUUUCUUCGCUUCGGAAGAGCGUCAGGAGCCGAGAGAGUUGGUGAACCUCAGGAUGAGAUAAAAUAUGGAUCGUAUGGUGGAGAUGCUGAUAUUUUGUAUUAA